Cylicocyclus nassatus is the source of this 304-nucleotide messenger RNA. The record is from the annotation of a GenBank genome assembly. NCBI's taxonomy places the organism in Eukaryota, Metazoa, Nematoda, Chromadorea, Rhabditida, Strongylidae.
CCUCGGUGCUCUUCAUGCGUAUACUCUCCAAGUACCACGUAAAUAAUCACCCGCUUCGAACAUGUGUCUAAAAUUCACAACUUUUCGAAGCAAACUGAAAUCUCUCACUUGCCAUUCCUCGAGAAGUCAGUCGCCGUCCUGUCUACAGGACGAGGAUGUAAAAGAAGAAUCAACACAAUGCGAAAGUGUUAGUGUUAGAGAGGUUCUCAAGGAGCAUGGCAGGGCCUCAAACACGGCAAUGUCUAUCAAAAUCAAAAAAGACGAGGAAAUUAGGAAAUCAGAAUCUGAACGGGAGAGAAGGAAA